GUUCGCCAAGGGAUCUACAAACUUUAGACUGCCAACUCGCGUUUCUCUCGUAGCUGAAAGAUGCCGUGACUGACUCCAUAACCUGUAAACAAACAGUACUGAGGUUAAAUAACAUAUUUUAACAUCAAAUUAAACUAAAUGCAGUAUUAUAACUAAUAUAAUAAGUUUGUUAUGCAAGGCAAAAUGCAUUUCCAUCAUGCGAAACGACCACUGCUGAUGCAACUGACUGACAUCUUGUCCUUGUAUGUUGUGUUGAAUAAAAAAAAUAUAAUUUACAACACAGUAAAGACUUCACAAAUGAAAUGAAAUGAAAUGUAUACAAACCUUUCUUUUGCUGAAGAAGUGCACAGCGGCGCAGAGAACCACUCUCUCUUGUAGAGCGCUCAAUCCAACGGUUGGGUGGAAAAAAAUAACCCAGCAUUAAAAAUGAACCAGCAUCUUAGUUACAGAAAAAACUAUCCAGCACCUGGGUAAAAAAUAUUAAAAAUAAUGCAAUAAAAUGACCCAACAAGCUGAACCCAACAUUUGGGUUAAAAAAAGAUAACAGCAUUUUUAGACUACGGAAAAACUACCCAGCAUAUUGGUAAUAAUGUUAAAAAUUACCCAACAAGCUGAACUCAGCAUUUGGCUUAAAAAAAAAAAUAACCCAGCAUUUGUCAGAGUGUGGAAAAACUACCCAGCAUAUGAGUAAAAAUGUUUAAAAUAACCCAAUAAAAUGACCCAACAAGCUGAACCCAGCAUUUGGCUUAAAAGGACAUCCAGCAUUUUUUUAGAGUGUGGAAAAACUACCCAGCACAUUGGUAAUAAUGUUAAAAAUAACCCAAUAAAAUGACCAAAACAAGCUGAACCCAGCAUUUGGCUUAAAAAAAAUAACCCAGCAUUUGUCACAGUGCGGAAAAACUACCCAGCACAUGGGUAAAAAUGUUUAAAAUAACCCAAUAAAAUGACCCAACAAGCUGAACCCAGCAUUUGGCUUAAAAGGACAUCCAGCAUUUGUCAGAGUGCGGAAAAACUACCCAGCACAUGGGUUAAAAUGUUUUAAAUAACCCAGUGAAAUGACCCAACAAGCUGAACCCAACAUUUGGGUUAAAAAAGGAUAACCCAGCAUUUUUUAGAGUGCGGAAAAACUUCCCAGCACAUUGGUAAAAAUGUUAAAAAUAACCCAAUAAAAUGACCCAAAAAGCUGAACCCAGAAUUUGGGUUUAAUGCUGGGUUUUUUUUUAAAUUCAAUCUUCCCAUUAACGCCACAAGAGGCUGGAUUUAUUGCAUGAACCAAUCACAGCCAAACACACUCAUAUCUAAUCAUAUCGUGAUGGAGGCAUUGCCUCCUCUCACGUAACUUUCCCCCAUUUAUUCUCAAUUACCCCCCAUCAAACACUGCACGGCUUAAAACUCAAUGGGCCCAGGGGAGGCGAGAGAUGCAGACUCUCAUAAUUUUCCCUUUUGGUGUCACUGUUGGAUAGUUUUACUUUAGUAAUUGAUGACAGCCCUGGUGAAAAAACAGCAUAUGCUGGUAGGUAUGUUUUACCUACCUUGACCAGCAUCAUGACCAGCGUAAACCAGCAAAGGACCAACUUAAACCAGCAUCAAAACAUACCUAACCAGCAUCCCAGCAUCAAAACAUACCUACCAGCAUAGGCUGGUUUUUUCACCAGGGAGGAUUUUCAUUUUCAUGGGUGACUCUAUAAUUGUCCCAAGCAAGCUAUGUAGUUAUCAUGAAAUAAACCCUUUCAGGGUAAUACAGGUCCUGAACUCCCUGUCACAAUUUAUAUUGUGCUAAUGACCUGCUGACUGUAAAUAUUGUAAAUGCUUAUUCAUCUCAUCUCAUUUUCCUUGCACUAGCUGCUUUCUCUUCUCUAGUUAGCUGUGUCUUUCUGUUCUGUCAUGUGCAGUUGCUGAUUCUGAAGUCACUUUGAGUCACUCUCUGCAGUUAUGAAUAUGCAUGCUUCAUUAUCUUGCAUGGCUUCAGCCCUGUGUACAGAAUGCAGAUAGAAAUCCAUAUAUUUUCUCCAUGAAGACCAUCAAUUUAUAUACAACCAAUUACACAAGCUGUUUUUAUACAUGUAAAGUUCUUCCUUUUUGGUGCUUAUCUGUGUGCGAGUGUUUUUGUAGGCGAAGACUACAGUAGUUCAUGUGGAUUCAUCCCCUGCAGCUUGUGUGGUUCAUUGUUGUCCUCAUGGGGUUCAUGACACAGUGUGAAUGUAUGGGUCUGUACUCAUCCUGAGGGCAACUAGGUUACAUAACCAGUCUACCUCUCUCUGCUCAACUCCUGUUCUCAAAGCCAGAGAGGUAUUUUUCAACGUGGGAGCGAAAAGAAACAACAUUCCAGUUUAAAGUGCAUGGUGAUCUCAGUUUGCUCUUUGCAGCACUCCUCUUUCACUUUCCUUCCUUAACGGAUAGUUUUACACAGCCUACGGUGUCACAUCGUUCUCCUGGAGUGCCUUACUAAACUACUAGUUGUAUCACACACUCUUUAGAGGGUUACGGAUCAUUAGCCGUAAGCUUCACACAAGAGAGAAUGUUUACCUUGGUAUCUGGAUGUAGAUUUUUGGUAUUGAGUGACUCAGAUGGGCGGCCGAGAGUCUGUAAUCUGCACUAAUCCUUUAUAAAAAAGAAGGCUUACCGCGGUGAAUUCUGCUCAGACAGCAAACUCGCCUCACAUGCUGGUAGACAGACACGGCAGAGCGUCAGAGAGCGUUUCACUGAUUCCGCGAUGAGCUUCUAGAUAUCCGUACGAAGGUGGUAAAGGCUACUGAAACCCAGGCUACUGAGCUCAGCAAACUUCGGCUUUUGUGUUUCUGUUAUGGCUUCUAACUGUGGGCAUUUGUGCUUUGUGUUGCGGGCUGUUUUGUGGUCUGGCGUGUUGUUUUGUGCUCUUGCGCUCCUGCUGUUUGUUUCUGUCAUCCUCUUAUCUUGACGGCGCUGAGAGUCCUUAAAUUAUACUGACAAUUUCCCAGAACUUGUAUAUGUUCUAAACAGGAAAAGCUUGUAGGUGUUGGUUCAGGUGACCAGUCAUUGUGCUUUAUUUGCUGAACUGUGUCCCUCUUCUGUUCCCAAUGGUGGGCUUCCUGCCUGUGAUGAGUGGCUGACAGUCCAGAAAGGCUCUGAGACACAUUCAGCAUCACCCGUAAAUAGGCUACACACACAGGGAUGCGCUCCUACAUUUACAAACAAAGCUCUGUGAUUGGCUCGCAGGCGGAGCACACUGGGAUGAGGACGUACUAUUUCAGUGCGGACACACAGGAGGACAUGAAUGGCUGGGUCAGGGCCAUGAACCAGGCUGCACUGAUGCAAACCCACACAGUGAAGAGAGACGAGACAGACCAAGUGAACGUUUCUGAGAAACUCAAGCAGCAGGCUGUUCCUCAAACCAACCACAUCAACAGCUACGUGAUUCCAGAACCCGAAGUCAUCCAAAGUGAAGUGCUGCUGGAGGAGAAGCGGGAAGGAUUUGUUGGAGAAGUGGAGAUUGAGGUUGCUCCGAGAGAGAUGGAGCAGGCGAGGGGGAAAUCUCCAGCAAGCAGGAUAGUGGAGGUGGAAGUUUUAGCUCCAGGGUCAGCACCAGUAUCCCAAGUUCCCUCACGAGCACCUUCCAGGGCCGUCUCGACCCCGCCAGUGCUGAGGAACGGUACGCCUGUAGAGCAGAACGGCAUGCCUGGGUAUCAAAGGGGGCCUACACCGUCUUCUCAGACUCCAGUUCAGGUGCAGAGGAGGAGUACACUGGAGCAGGUGGAGAACUGGGUCAAAGUACAGAAGGAAGAACGCCAGGGGUUUGUUCCUACUGAUGGCACAAUACCACGUCGGACGCCUCCCAUUCAUCCGAAGUAUGGCACAAUAGAUAAGUACCAGUCUUUACCAAAGGCUGUACGGCAAAGCCCACCAACGGCUCACCGUCAGAUGUCCAGUGAAUACAAAUAUUCCCAUGACCGGCUUAAUCACUUCCAGAUGACCCACGGCCACACCCAACGACCCGCGACGCAUGAAAACACAGUGUGGCAGCUCUACGAAUGGCAACAGCGACAGCAGUAUCGGCACGGAAGCCCCACCGCCCCCGUGUACACUCCCGCUCCAGACUACUCCACCGCCGUAUCCUCCACCAGAGUCAACUCGGACAUUGCUCGCUCCAUUUCUGUACCUCCAAACCUGGCAGACAUCCCUCCACCUGGGCCUCCUGGGCCCAGACUGCUGUCUCCACGCAGACCCCACACGCCUGCAGGACGGGUUACAGUCAAACCUCUGGAGGACAGGCCCACCGUGGAGGUGCCACCAUCAAACUCUCCUCACCGUGUACACUCCUAUAAGUCGGCCACAAUAGAGAGACGGACAAUGCCUCCAUCCGGCUACAUCACACAUACAGUCAGUGCACCCAGCCUGCACGGAAAAACACCGGAGGAGCUCACCCUUCUCCUCAUCCAGUUACGGAGACACCAGGCCAUGAUGGCAGGUGUGCGCAACAAUGCGCUGGCACACCUCCAGCAGUUGUCUCGGGUGAAGGCUGAUGACACAUACAUGCACUUGAAGAAGGACCUGGAGUAUUUAGAUCUGAAGAUGAAAAGUUUAGAGCCAUUGAUCCUCAUGGUUCACAGUGUGUUACAAACCUGCAGUGCGGGGGGUUUGAGACCACUCUGGAACGUGAGUGGGACAGAAUCUCUGAAGGGACGGCCGGCAAAGCCAGUGAAGGUGGCGGAAAGUGAUGUAGAUGUGACACUGAGUCGAUUGUGUGAACAAGACAAAAUACUGCAAGAGCUUGAGUUCAGACUCAGUGGACUUAAGGAUGAUAAGGACAAGCUUGAGUCUGUUCUGGAUGUGUCCCACCAGCAGAUGGAGCAGUACAAAGAUCAGCCGGCUCACGCUGAGAAGAUUGCCUACCAGCAGCGGCUCCUUCAAGAGGACCUGGUGCAUAUUCGAGCUGACAUUUCUAGAGUGUCAACGGAAAUGGAAAAAGCGUGGGAGGACUACAGCAGGCUGGAACAGUCAGUGGAACAACUGAGGGACGUCUUGCAGACUCAAAUGAACCACUGCACAUCACCUCAGGAGAAAAAUCAGUUGAGGAGGGAGCUCUGGAGGAUAGAGGACGUGAUGACCGGACUCAGCUCAUCCAAAGAAACCUUCAAAAUAACCAUAGACUCAGUAAAGAACCCUGAGAGAAAACUUGUGCCUUCAGUAAUAGAGUCGACAGUGCCUUCUCGGUGCAUGACCCCAUCCGCAAUCGAGGUGCGGUCACCCCAACGCAGUCUUACCUCCAGUCCGUUAUCACUGCCACUGGACAAUGACAUUUUUCAGCAUCAUCACUCUAUGCCAAAAUGGGAAGAUGAUGAUGCUCCACCCAGACCACCUUUGCCCCUCCUCUAUGAUGAGGACAUACCCCCUGUUGUCCCGCCCCUACCUAAAGAAACAUCAGUCAUCAGACACACUUCUGUGCGUGGCCUCAAGAGACAGUCUGAUGAGAGGAAACGUGACAGAGAAAGCAGCUAUGUUAAUGGAGAUUGCAGGGUGGAACUGCGGUCCUACCUGAGUGAACCAGAACUUCCUGGAACAGGAACAGAUCAGGUGGACUCAGGCUACCUGACUCUUCAAAGAAGAGGUCUGUCAGGCUCCUCAUCCAGAAUAAACCAGUACGGUGUGACUUCCUAUUCACUGAGGAGAGGAGAUUCAGCAUUAUCGGCUACAGAGAGACCAAAGAGUGCCUUGGAGCGGCUGUGCUCAGGAGAGUCUGAUCGCCUGCCGCAGAGAGGGAGGAUGAGUGCGGAGGAGCAGCUGGAGAGAAUGAAAAGGCACCAGAGAGGUCUAGUGCGCGAGCGCAAACGUAACUUGAGUCAGGGUGAGCGACAGCCCGUGGGCUCCCGCGCCUUCACUCGACCCGGCAGCUCUGACCCAGGAUCAGGUUUGGAAAAAGUCAUUGAUUUGCAGCGACCAAUACAGGCCUUACAUGACGAAUCACAGCGGCCGGGAUCUGAUGAAUGGCUGACUGUUGAGGCCCGGCCCAUGAACACACAAGAGCUGGAGCUAGAGCCGGAGCUGGUGCCGGAGCCUGUGGACUUUGAGUUCGAUCUUACCCGAGAGCUAUCUACACCACGGAAGGUGCGCAUCCCAGAGCGACUCAUGGAUGUGGAGUCAGAUGAAGAUCUGAGUCCAGAAGAAAGGGAGACUCGUUCUCGCACCGUAGCAAAGAUAAAAAGCCUACUGUCUAAAUCGAGUAUGCCACAGUCCAUGGAUUCACAGCAGAUAGAUUUCAGUGAGCUGGAUCAAGAGCUGGAGCAGCAGGAAAGGAUCAUGAGCGUCCAUCGAGCUCUCGCCAGAGAAGCCUCCAUCAAGAGGAAGCAGGUCACAGCCAAAGCCAUGUCUGAGUGCUAAAACGUGUUGGGAAGCUUCUUGGGAACCCAAAGAUCAAUAUUUUGUGUGUGUUUUUGUACCAAAUAUUUAUAAUUCACAUUCAAUCAUUCAGCUCUGAUGUUCAGAACGUUUUAUAUGCAAGUUUUUAUUAAUUUUGCCAGUGAGCGGUUUGAAAGCUAAACUUACAGUUUUAUCAUUCUUGCAUUGUUGACAAAGUUUUCUAAUUUUGCUUGACAUUAUUUUUAUCACCAUGUAAUUGUAACUUAUGGUACUUUUGCAGUGUUGUGUAUUAUGUAUAAAAAUAUAUAUAAUUUUUAUUUCGAUUGUAAAAUACGAUUGUUUCGAUUCAGCAAAACAGAGAAAACUGUCAUCUUCAUAUUAAAUUCAUCAUUAAAAGUCCUAAUUUUCAUGAGCUUACAGACAACAGAGCUCAGCUCUAAAUAAAGUUUGUAUGCCACAAAGUUUUACAUAUAAAGCUAUUUCCUGUUUUAUUAAAACAUAAAAGAGAUUCCA
Messenger RNA from Labeo rohita (rohu), 6846 nucleotides. RefSeq names its product pleckstrin homology domain containing, family A member 7a (gene plekha7a). The coding region runs from base 3151 to 6354 and encodes 1067 amino acids. The transcript has 22 exons. NCBI's taxonomy places the organism in Eukaryota, Metazoa, Chordata, Actinopteri, Cypriniformes, Cyprinidae. Gene Ontology annotation, molecular function: protein binding. The record is from RefSeq and is a predicted model, not a curated record.